Molecule: messenger RNA, 2579 nt
Organism: Lampris incognitus (smalleye Pacific opah)
Lineage: Eukaryota; Metazoa; Chordata; Actinopteri; Lampriformes; Lampridae
Gene: tmem65
Product: transmembrane protein 65
Exons: 7
Coding region: 343-1008 (221 amino acids)
Biological process (GO): regulation of cardiac conduction; cardiac ventricle development
Cellular component (GO): mitochondrion
Source: RefSeq, a predicted model, not a curated record
GCGCAGCAGUUACCGGAAAAUUCCUCCUUUCGGGAAGACGAACCAAAACGAUCUGGACGCGGCUGGAAAACGGCGAGCGCGCCAACACCGCGACCUGUGACCCCGUCAGAGCGAUCCCAGGUUCGGGGAACUGAACCGGGGAAUACUAAACCCGGUCCCCCCCCCCCCCACCCGAAGGCUGGAGGACCGAACCUCGGUUUAACUUGUACCCGGUGGGAAGCGCUGCUGGGUCGGACAGCGGUUUGCGCACUGACGCGCACUGACAUCCAAUCAGGAUUUGUUGUUUUUGUUUUUUUUCAAGUCCUCCAGGUUUCAAACGGACCCCCCCGCCCCCCCCCGGCAAUGAUCCCGUAUUGCCUGCGGAGAGCUCUCCCACCCGCCGUCCGGAGACUGGCUCCAAGAAUUCCGCCCGGGCGAUGGAUGGGGACGCACGGCAGAAAGGAGCCCAAGGAGCCCCUCAACUCCCCCAAAAGGGCCAAAGAAUUCAUCUACCAGCUCCAGCCCAACGAGAGGACCUGUCUGCUGGAGGAGCUGCAGAGUUUCGAGUCCAUGGCCAUUGCCCAAGAAACUCUGGAGCCUUCCCCACCAACGACGGCACAGAUCAGAUACAUUCUUCUCCAUAAUGCCAUCCCCUUUGUUGGAUUUGGUUUCCUUGACAACGCCAUCAUGAUAGCAGCGGGAACACAGAUUGAGCUGUCCAUAGGAGUCACUCUGGGGAUCUCCACCAUGGCUGCGGCGGCUCUGGGGAACCUGGUGUCAGAUCUGGCGGGUCUCGGUCUAGCGGGCUACGUGGAGGCUCUGGCCUCCAGACUGGGGAUGCAGGUUCCUGACUUGACUCCCAAGCAGGCUGACAUGUGGCAGACCAGACUCAGCUCUCACAUGGGUAAAGCCAUAGGUGUCACCAUCGGCUGCAUCUUCGGCAUGUUCCCUCUCCUCUUCUUGGGUGACGACGACGAGAAGAAAGACAAGAACGCACCACCUGUCACUCACACAGCCUCCCGCCCCUAGCCGUCCUUCACCCGGACCACUUCACUUCUACCGAUUGUCACUAACCAACAGCCCGUCACUAACAUCUGUUUUACAUGCAUGCCAGUCACCACGAGGAGGAGGAGGAGGAGGAUGGUGCUCGCACUCCGGGGCUCAGAGGAGCGUCAGGUCAGAGGAGUGUCAUCUUUGGAUUUUGUUUUAUUAGUUCAACACUAUAUUUAAAGGGUUCAUCUCCAACACAGAACACGCAUGUCGGGGGAACAAAGUUCAUCUCUCUUCCGUUGAAAAACAUGAGCUAGCGGUGUGUACGAUGAAGGCUGCCGUUGGCGGACCGAGGAUUAAGUCCUGUGCCGUCACCGUUUCACGCGUCGUUCUCUUGACCGGAGACGCACCGAAACCCGUGUUAGCUCGACGUCCAAGACAACACCACACACACACACACGAACAAGAGGAACAAACGGCCAACUGCUACCUCCAUAGCAAUAUUAUACCUGUUUUGCAUGACGACUCCAUGUAACUUCAAAUAUAUAUAUUGACUUUUUGAUCUUUAUAUGUGAUUUCGAUUUGUACACUUGAAAGGCUUUGUCUGAGCUGGGCCGCAUAAGGAAAGGCCGCACUAAGUCUCGUGGCACUAGCGGGAAUCUGUCUGGGAUCAGGCAUCACCGGGUUCGGCACGAAAGCCGCCGUUUGCCUUCCAGAGCACAAGACGAGCAUGUUUUCCCUCCUUUCGCUCCGUUUCUCCAUCUUUUCUCUCCCUCUCUCUCUUCCCAUCUGUUCAUCUCUCGUCUCCCGGACACACACGCACACUAACUCUGAACUCAUUAGAUUUUAACGUCGACACUUUAUCCUCGUUAGCGGUCUCAUCGGGUCGGCAGAACGGCUCAGCUCUAGUUUUAACUGUCCAGCCCGAGGAGAAGACCCAAAGGGACUCGGUCACUGAGAACUAUCUGAACCCGGAUCAGAGUAACCCGCGGCAUUUUGCAUUUGUAACUGGAUUUAUUCGGAUUUUAUACAGCAGCUUCUCGCUCUAAUUUCUAAAUCUGCUGUUCCGUUGUGGGGUAUUCUUUAGGGAGUAAGACCCAGUUAUAGGGGGAGAUUGUAUUUCACCUUCAUCUUGCACAGGAUGGAAUUUUUCUACUUGUGAUUUUUAGGGGUGGCGAUGAUGUCAGUGUACAGUCUCAACAUGCCCAAUAGUUCAUCGUUUACCUUCGCAUGAUCAUCCGUGUCAGUAUGGUUUGCUGUCAGUGUUGAAACACUCUGAAGAAACUCCGUGUGGACGGACUGUCAGUAACUGCUGUGUGUUGGUUGUACGUGAAUAUGAAAGAAACAGAAACCUGCUCAAUAAAAACCACAUGAAAACGUCUGCUCAUAAGACCGGAAGUGGGUGGUGUUGUUGUUGUUGUUGUUGUUUCCAGCUAUGUUUUCAGAAACAGGAACGACACACCGGAGCGGCAGGAUGAGGAGGGAGGAGGAAGACCUGCAGUAGUGCCAAACAGGAUUUGAACCAGUGCCCCCCCCCCCCGAAGAUGUCCUAAUCCAACAUGGCAACCUGUUAAACCGACUGAACCAACAGGACACACCCCACUCGUGUU